AUGUCGAAUUUUCUAGAGGAAGACGACUCCCCAUGGGGUCAACAUGUGCCUAUAUCGACGACGCUAGGUGGUGGAGCAGCCCCAUUUGAGGACCAUGCUCAAUCGCCAUGGGGGGCGGCUCUGUCAGAGGACGAAGAUAAGGCUGGUUACGACAACCCUUUUGCGGCUCCAGCAUCGUCAAUUGAUGACCCAUUAGGUGCUGGCUUGAGCAGGGACGAGCAGAAAGAUGAUCCACUCUCUAUGCUAACUGCGACUUCUGAUGGUCCGUCAAAGCACAUGCAUUUUGUCCAACAGAAAUCACCGUACGGCGAUUCCGAGAUAUCGACAAGCUCUCAGAAUGAGGAGCCCAAAUCUCCACAGCGCAAAGCAGAACUGCCGCGAAGAACAAAGGGAAAGGCUUUGCAGAAGAAGGUCAUUACCAUCGACCCCUCAGAUAGCCAGGGGUCCGAAGCCAAUAUUGAUCCCCUUGGGGCAUCGAUGCUGGGCACAGCACCGAAAGAUAGAAAAUUGAAAGACUUUGACGAGGUUCCACUUGCGAAUGUUGAUGAAACCGAUGAAGUUCGGCUCGCAAUGUCUCAAGUUCAUGUGACAGAUACCAAGGAAGACGCGGAGGUGGCCACUGCGGCCCCCGCUGCAAAGGCAGCACCGGCUCCUCAGGCUCUCACCGACCCUUAUGUACUCGAGAGGCCACAAGCCAGUUUCACUAUUCAUGUUGGUGAUCCUAGUCGUGUUGGCGACCUGGCCAGUGCCCAUACGGAAUACACGGUCUCGACCACGACCGACUAUGCCAAAUACCCUCCAGACUCUGCUGUGCAAAGACGUUAUAGGGACUUCCGCUGGCUUUACCGUGCAUUGCGGCAUAAUCAUCCUGGUGUGAUUGUGCCGCCCCCUCCCGACAAGCAAGUUGUUGGGCGGUUCAACGAUGAGUUUAUCGAGAACCGCCGGCUGGCUCUAGAGCAGAUGCUUCGCCACAUUGUCCGGCACCCGCAUCUUUAUGCCGACGAUGAUCUAGAAGCGUUUUUAACUCAUUCUGACUUCUCCGAGUACUUGAAAACACGUAUUAUUACCGAAGAUGAGAUUGAAGCUGUAGCGUCUUCUGGGUUCAUGUCGUCACUUUUGGGCAGGAUCGAAGAGCCGGAUAUCUGGUUGCAAGAACAAAGAGCACGCCUGGAUCGCAUCGAGCAUGAUUUACGGACUACCUACCGAGUUUACGAAUCGCUACUCAACCAACGCAAGGAGCUGAGUGAUGCCCUGGAUGAGUUUUCGAAUGUGACGUCGGCACUAGCAGUGCUUGAACCUACCAAACGCCUGGGUACUGUUUUACAGCACUUUGCCGACGUUCACGAGAAGAUCGCGGCCAACAUUGCCCGCCACCGGCAGCAGGAGAUGUUGUCGGUUGGCAACCAGUUGGAGGAGCAGCUGCGUCAAGUCGGCAGUGUUCGGAGUGCGCUUGAUUCACGUCAGCGAAUCACCGCCCAGGCCCAGGCUGCCCAAACCGAUGUGGAAAAGAAACAGCAGGCUGUUGACAAAAUGAUGCGUCAAGGUCGUACGCAAAAUGACCGUCACGAGGUAUUGGUGCAGGACCUGGCCCAGGCCAAGCAAAAGUACGAGGAGCUGCGGACGCAAUCCAACGAGGUGGCUAGUCUGAUUGUCAAAGAAUUAGCAAGCCUGAGCUACCAGAACUUCACGGAUCUCCGCAGUUCCAUUGAACUGCUGGUCGAGUCAGGAAUCGAAGUCCAGAAAGAGGCAAUCGAGACAUGGGAAACCUUCUACUCCCGCUGCUUUGCGUCCCCUUCCAAGGAGGCUGCUCACUAG
Wickerhamiella sorbophila is the source of this 1815-nucleotide messenger RNA. RefSeq names its product Vacuolar protein sorting-associated protein 5. The record is from RefSeq and is a predicted model, not a curated record. NCBI's taxonomy places the organism in Eukaryota, Fungi, Ascomycota, Dipodascomycetes, Dipodascales, Trichomonascaceae. Gene Ontology annotation, cellular component: endosome. The transcript has a single exon. Gene Ontology annotation, molecular function: phosphatidylinositol binding. Bases 1 to 1815 code for a protein of 604 amino acids. Gene Ontology annotation, biological process: retrograde transport, endosome to Golgi; protein retention in Golgi apparatus.